Messenger RNA from Vombatus ursinus (common wombat), 1043 nucleotides. RefSeq names its product calcyphosin-like protein. Gene Ontology annotation, molecular function: calcium ion binding. The coding region runs from base 165 to 791 and encodes 208 amino acids. Lineage: Eukaryota; Metazoa; Chordata; Mammalia; Diprotodontia; Vombatidae. The transcript is spliced from 5 exons. The record is from RefSeq and is a predicted model, not a curated record.
AGGAACAGAUGGGUUUUCCCACAUGCAUGACGCAGAGUCCAUAGUUUCAGUUUGAAGCAACUGUUGGCAACAGGUUAACGUUUAAGGGCUGUGAACAAGGUUCUAGUCCCAGCCCCAUCCCGCAAGGCAGAACUCCUUGGUGACUUGUGAAAAUCCUCCUUCAGAUGGCCGGGACUGCAAGGCAUGACCGGGAGAUGGCGAUCCAGGCCAAGAGAAGGCUUGCUACAGCCACAGACCCCAUUGAAAGACUUCGGCUCCAGUGUUUAGCCAGGGGAUCAGCUGGUAUCAAGGGCCUUGGCAGAGUAUUUCGGAUCAUGGAUGAUGAUAACAACCGAACCAUUGACUUCAAAGAGUUCGUGAAAGGGUUAAAUGAUUAUGCUGUGGUGAUGGAUAAAGAAGAAGCACAGGAACUUUUCAGCCAAUUCGAUAAAGAUGGAAAUGGGAAAAUAGAUUUUAAUGAAUUUCUUCUCACAUUAAGGCCCCCAAUGUCCAGAGCCAGGAAAGAGGUCAUCAUGCAGGCCUUCCGGAAGUUAGACAAGACAGGUGAUGGUGUGAUAACAAUUGAGGAUUUACGUGGGGUGUACAAUGUAAAACACCAUCCAAAGUACCAGAAUGGAGAAUGGACAGAGGAGCAGGUUUUCAGAAAAUUUCUGGAUAACUUUGAUUCACCCUAUGACAAGGAUGGAUUGGUUUCCCAAGAGGACUUUUUGGACUAUUAUGCCGGGGUUAGUGCUUCCAUUGACAGUGAUGCCUACUUCAUUCUUAUCAUGAGAAAGACCUGGAGAUUGUGACUUUUUGGUUUUUGCUUCUUCCUGGAAUCAAAGACUAUCCACGGGAUGAUUUUUGAAAGGAUUUCAGCACCAUUAAUUCUGACAAUGGACAAUUUGCUUUUUCUCUCUUAUACAGCCAUUGGCAUCCAUUUACCUUAAGGAGGUUAUGUAAGUGCUAUUGUUUCCUCACAAAUAACCAAAAAACUUAUUCUAGACAUCAAGAGAGAAAGAACACUUAGCUAGUGUUAAAAUAAAACAAUCACAUUUUAAGCA